This is a messenger RNA of Sciurus carolinensis (gray squirrel), 1451 nucleotides long. It is a transcript of the gene Tmem120a, whose product is annotated as transmembrane protein 120A. NCBI's taxonomy places the organism in Eukaryota, Metazoa, Chordata, Mammalia, Rodentia, Sciuridae. Gene Ontology annotation, cellular component: membrane. The transcript is spliced from 12 exons. The record is from RefSeq and is a predicted model, not a curated record. The coding region runs from base 98 to 1129 and encodes 343 amino acids. Gene Ontology annotation, biological process: fat cell differentiation.
CCCGGAAGCGGACGGGGGGCGGGGGCGGAGGCGCCUCGGGCCGGCCAGGGUUGCGGCGCAGUCCUUUGCUGCUCCCGUGGCCCGCGGCGCGGCAGCCAUGCAGCCCCCGCCCCCGGGCCCGCUGGGCGACUGCCUGCGGGACUGGGAAGAUCUGCAGCAGGACUUCCAGAGCAUCCAGGAGACCCACCGGCUCUACCGCCUGAAGCUGGAAGAGCUGACCAAGUUGCAGACCAACUGUACCAGCUCCAUUGCUCGGCAGAAGAAGCGGCUCCAGGAACUGGCCCUCGUCCUGAAGAAAUGCAAAACCUCCCUCCCGUCAGAGGCCAUGGAGGCCGCGCUGGAGCUGGAGAACCAGAUGAAGGAGCGCCAAGGCCUCUUCUUCGACAUGGAGGCCUAUUUGCCCAAGAAGAAUGGGUUGUACCUGAGCCUGGUUCUGGGGAAUGUCAACGUGACACUCUUGAGCAAGCAGGCCAAGUUCGCCUACAAAGACGAGUACGAGAAGUUCAAGCUCUACCUCACCAUCAUCCUCAUCCUCGUCUCCUUCACCUGCCGUUUCCUACUUAACUCCAGGGUGACAGAUGCGGCCUUCAACUUCCUGCUGGUCUGGUACUACUGCACGCUCACCAUCCGCGAGAGCAUCCUCAUCAACAAUGGCUCCCGGAUCAAAGGCUGGUGGGUGAUCCAUCACUACGUGUCCACGUUCCUGUCGGGAGUCAUGCUGACGUGGCCUGAUGGUCUCAUGUACCAGAAGUUCCGGAACCAGUUCCUGUCCUUCUCCAUGUACCAGAGCUUCGUGCAGUUCCUGCAGUACUACUACCAGAGCGGCUGCCUCUACCGCCUGCGGGCCCUGGGCGAGCGGCACACCAUGGACCUCACCGUGGAGGGCUUCCAGUCCUGGAUGUGGCGGGGCCUCACCUUCCUGCUGCCUUUUCUUUUCUUUGGACAUUUCUGGCAGCUCUUUAACGCGCUGACCUUGUUUAACCUGGCUCGAGACCCGCAGUGCAAGGAGUGGCAGGUGCUCAUGUGCGGCCUCCCCUUCCUCCUGCUGUUCCUGGGCAACUUCUUCACCACCCUGCGGGUCGUGCACCAGAAGUUCCACAGCCAGCCGCGCGGGAGCAAGAAGGACUGAGCUGGGCCUCACCUGCCGGCCCCAAAGGGGCCUCCGACCCGUGUGUGGCGGCAGGAUGGGAGGCACCCUGUGCGUGUGGGGCACCUUCUGUCCUCCCUGGGCUUCUGGGCUCUGUGGGCCCUGAGAACGAUCUGGACCCCACCUAUAGGCUGCAGGAGCCUGGUGCCGGGGCCUCGACGGGAGGAGAGGCAGAGGCGGCCUGGCGGCGUUUCUCCUGAGGGGAGGCUGGGCUCCUGCUGUACCUGGAGUCUGUGUGAAGCAGAUCCGGGGACACCCCGGUCUGCUCAAGCAAUUCCAGGCAAAUACAGAAAACAGAACUUUA